Linnemannia hyalina is the source of this 2340-nucleotide messenger RNA. NCBI's taxonomy places the organism in Eukaryota, Fungi, Mortierellomycota, Mortierellomycetes, Mortierellales, Mortierellaceae. The record is from the annotation of a GenBank genome assembly.
AUGGGCUGUACUCCUUGGAACAAUGCUGUCGGCCGGAUCACUUCGUGCGCAAGAAGUCCGCACCUUCUCCGGCUCCAGUCUCGCGCACUCAAAGUGUUUUGCGCGAUCGAUGGCACCAGAAAGGCUUUCCCUGUGGAUAUCAACGACAACGAUACAGGUUCAGAUCUCCAGGAAAGGAUCAAACUGAAUCAACCUAUCCGCCUCAGUAUGCUGGAGGCCAGCGACCUCAAUCUGUACAAAGCCCCAAAGGGAGGAGGCAUCACCGAGCCAGGCGUCACUGUCGGAGCGAAAGACGAGAUUAACGCCAUUAGCUCUCUGCGUGGCAUGUUUGCGGAAACGAACACGGUUCAAGUGAUUGUCCGACCUCCAAGUUUCGUGCGCGGACCGCUGAAUACACUGCGUCAACGUCCGGAACUCUGUUACUUUGACAAAACCGCCUUCAUCUUGGCUCUCGAGUCCUUCGACGAGCCAGCUCUUGUCUUCCUUCGUCCCCGCAGGUCGGGAAAGUCGCUCGGAUUGAGUACAUUGGCACACUUCCAUGGCCGUGAACACCUUCCAGACUAUAAACCCCUCUUUGAAGGCCUUGCCAUCGACGAGCAUGUGAAAAAGGAGCGUCUGAAUCCAGGGCGCUACUUUGUCCUGUGGUUUGAUUUCUCUGCAGUCAAUCGAUCUCAGGACCUAAAGAAAGCCGAGCACAACUUGAACCUGAUGCUGAACGAGUCGAUCAAGCGGUUCUACAAGACCUAUGAACCAUAUCUCCAAAUGUCAGCCGAUUAUCUCAUUGAGAACUUUAUCAAGGACAAUGCCGCAUUGAGCCUGAAUGCUUGCGUGAACGCCGUGCAUAGAGUUAUCUCCGGUGUCAAGUCUCCCGAGGACCCCCUCUCAAAGAUCAAGGGAAUUUACCUCAUGGCGGACGAAUAUGACAGCUACAGCAAUGAGUACCUUGUCCCCAUCGACAGUGUUCAGUGGAAACCGCCACGACGGGCCGACACGGACAGCCUGCUGAAGGCAUUCUGGGCGUCUGUGAAGAGCGGACUGGGCAAGCUCAAGAUUGCCAAAUGCUAUAUUACAGGUGUCUCGCCGCAAUCUUUGGUGGACAACACGUCUGGAUUCAACGUGGCUCGAUAUGUAUCCUGGGAACCAGAGCUCGCGAGUUUUUGUGGUUUGACGGAAGCGGAUGUCACUGCUGCGCUGGCUCUGAAGAAUGUCUGCGAGUCCACCGCCGAAGCAGAGAAGCAUUUGAAGAUCAUGAGGGAUCAUUACAACGGCUUCAAUUUCGUUCCUGGCGGACAAGGGCCUUUGACAUAUAACACAAACACAUGCCUCAAGUACUUGGAGCGCCUCGCAGUGAAGAAGCCGAUGGAGAAUCCUCUCUCAGUCACCAACUCUGAGGCCUCGGAAGUGUCACUGCGGUUACUUGCGGCAUCGCCAGUGGCGACGCGAUUGUCAGAGGACGGACUCUUCAGCGGAAGCGAGCAAGGCAAGAAUGUGGAAGACAGAGUGAUCCCUUUUGACAAUAUCGGGCAACCAUUUACUCUCGCAAGCCUGAUUGCCAAAAGCAAGGAGGCGUGGUUGUCGUACAUGGUGCACCUUGGCGGACUGACGUUUUGUGUCGGCAAGAAAGCACUACGAAUUCCAAACUUGGUGACUGCAGAGCGAUUUGGGAGCGCUAUUCUGCACAGGCAUCAAGCAACCCUGGAGGAUGUGAAUGGCGCGUUUAGGCUACUAAUCGACAACGGAAACAUCGACAAAAUCCUCGGACUAUACGCCCGCGGAAUGCAGGAACACGAUAUCGGAGCUCAUGAUUUUCAAAAGGAGGAGGAUCACUGUAACUCGAUGCGUUUUACCCUACUGGCUAAUAUCCACCCGUCCCUUCAGAAAGUUGGUGUUGAGACGACCAUUACCAAGCCCUCGGGAACGCCAGGCCGAAUUGGCAUGUUAGUAUCCGUUCCGUUGCGAAAGCGGCUGUUUGUUCUCGAAUGGAAGUCCAUCCAAAUCGACUACAUCAAUAUUGGAUCUGGAACACGAUUGGAAAGGGCCAAUGUUCUCGCGGAGAUUCCCGAUGCCAAUAGGGUCUUGGGCCUGAAGUUCAGGGGAGACAAAUUUCGAACUGGUCAGACUAUCAAGGAAUGGAUUUUGGAUGGACCGAAAGUUGGCAAGGGGUGUUCCCCUGAGCAACAGCUUCGGGGAUACGCGCAGAGCCCAGAAAUCAAGAGGUGGAAAAAGGACGGCUAUACGAUCACGCCAGCUCUUGUUGUCGUAGUUGGAUCUCGCCACGUUCUUUUGUGGAAUCUUGAUGGCGAUAGACUCGAUUCGUCUCCGCGACUCACGCUCGAGUGA